This is a messenger RNA of Ilex paraguariensis (yerba mate), 2934 nucleotides long. NCBI's taxonomy places the organism in Eukaryota, Viridiplantae, Streptophyta, Magnoliopsida, Aquifoliales, Aquifoliaceae. The record is from the annotation of a GenBank genome assembly.
AUGGGUUUUUGCAAAUUUUCCAAGUAUAAUUCUCUUUUCUCGAUCAUAUGUUUCUUCGUGGCAUCAAGCGAUAACAAUGCUGGGAUAUUGAAUGAUCGAACUGCUCUUCUUUCGUUCAUGUCUGGGAUUGUUGUCGACCCAAAACAAUUUCUAGAGAGCUGGAAUGCUUCGGGUGUUCAUGUCUGCAACUGGAGAGGAGUUGGGUGCAAUGUCACAAGAGAGAGAGUUGUAAAGCUUGAUCUUAGUGGCAAUUCUCUUCAAGGCACUAUCUCUCCGGCCAUAGCCAAUCUUUCUUCCUUAUCGAUUCUUGACUUGUCGGAUAACUUAUUUGAAGGUCGCAUUCCAGCUGAGCUAGGCUCUCUUUUUCAGCUCACACAGCUCAGUUUAUCUUCAAAUCUUCUUGAAGGGAGGGUUCCAAUUGAGUUAGGCUUUCUUCACCAAUUAGAAUACAUUAAUUUGGGAAGCAACCGGCUUUCGGGUGAAAUUCCUAUGCCACUUUUGUGCAAUGGGUCAUCUUCUUUGCAGUAUAUAGACCUUUCCAACAAUUCUCUUGGUGGAAAAAUCCCCUUGAACAAUCAAUGUGAGCUUAAAGAGCUAAGGUUUCUUCUCCUUUGGUCAAAUAAUUUUGUGGGUCAAGUUCCUCAAGCACUUUCAAACUCUUCAAAACUUGAAUGGCUUGACUUGGAAUCAAACUUACUAAGUGGAGAGUUGCCUUCAGAGAUUGUAAAUAACAUGCCAUUAUUACAAUACCUCUAUUUGUCCUAUAAUCAAUUUUCAAGCCACAAAGGUAACACUGACCUCAAACCUUUUUUCGCUUCUUUGGUUAAUUCUUCUAAUUUGCAAGAACUUGAGCUGGCGGGAAACAGUCUUGGUGGAGAGAUUCCUUCUAUUAUUGGUGAUCUCUCCCCUAGUCUUGUACAGCUUCAUCUUGAUGAGAAUCUUAUCUAUGGCUCCAUUCCUCCUCACAUCUCAAAUCUUGUCAACCUCACCCUUUUGAAUUUGUCCUGUAAUCUUGUGAAUGGAUCGAUACCGACUCAAUUAUGUCGAAUGGGAAAGCUAGAGAGGCUAUAUUUGUCAAACAACUCGCUCUCCGGUGAGAUUCCAUCGGAAUUUGGCAAUGUUCCCCAUUUAGGCCUUCUUGAUUUGUCUAAAAACAAGCUCUCCGGUACAAUCCCGGAUUCUUUUGCUAAUCUCUGUCAACUAAGAAGACUUUUGCUGUACGAAAACAUGCUCUCAGGAACCAUACCACCAAGUCUAGGAAAAUGCAUUAACUUAGAGAUUCUUGAUCUUUCUCACAAUAGAAUUUCUGGGAUAAUUCCCAGUGAAGUGGCCAGAUUGAAUAGUUUGAAGUUGUACUUGAACUUGUCUAACAACCACUUACAUGGGCCUAUUCCAUUGGAGCUGAGUAAAAUGGACAUGGUGCUAGCUAUUGAUCUAUCAUCUAACAACUUAUCUAGCACUAUACCUUCACAGCUCGGAAGCUGCAUUGCUCUAGAGUAUCUCAAUCUAUCCAAUAAUGUUUUAGAAGGCCCUCUUGCGGGAUCGAUAGGGCAGUUGCCUUACCUUAAAGAGCUUGAUGUGUCCUUUAAUCAGUUGGUUGGUGAGAUACCACAAUCAGUUCAGGAAUCUUCAACUCUAAAGCUACUCAACUUCUCUUUCAACAACUUCACCGGGAACGUUUCGAAUACGGGGGCCUUUUCAUCGCUGUCCAUAGAUUCUUUCCUGGGCAUUCCUGGGCUUUGUGGUUCCAUUCAAGGCAUGCCAAACUGCAAGAAAAAACGAUCCCCCCGCUCUAUAAUCUUGCCAGUCCUCCUUUCAUUGAUUCUAAUUCCUAUAUUAUGCAUCUUGGGAUAUCCAAGGAUCAAAUUCAGGAGGCAAUUGAAAAUAUUAGAUGGUGGGGAUGUUGAAGAUGAAGAAAAGGGAAGGAAAGAGCACAAGUACCCAAAGAUCUCUCAUCGACAACUCACUGAAGCCACCGGUGGAUUUAGCAGUUCAAGCCUAAUUGGAUCAGGUCGAUUUGGCCAUGUUUACAAAGGAGCUCUACGAGACAACACCAAGAUUGCUGUGAAGGUACUGGAUUCGACAACUGCUGGAGACAUUUCGGGGAGCUUUAAAAGGGAAUGCCAAGUGCUGAAAAGGACUAGGCAUAGAAAUUUGAUAAGGAUCAUAACAGUUUGUAGUAAGCCUGACUUUAAGGCUCUUGUUCUUCCACUGAUGCCAAAUGGAAGCCUCGAGAUUCAUCUGUACCCGAGCCACGGAUUGAGCAAUGGAUUGGACUUGAUUCAGUUGGUGAGCAUAUGCAGCGAUGUCGCAGAAGGGACGGCCUAUCUGCAUCAUCACUCUCCUGUUAAAGUUGUGCACUGUGAUCUUAAACCGAGCAAUAUUCUCCUUGAUGAUGACAUGACUGCUCUGGUCACUGACUUUGGUAUUUCAAGGUUGAUAAAAGGCGGUGAUGAGAGUAUUUCUGUUCAUGAUUCACCUUCAUUCUGCUCUACAGAUGGCUUGCUUUGUGGGUCAAUUGGUUACAUUGCUCCUGAAUACGGAAUGGGAAAACGAGCUUCAACACAAGGAGAUGUUUACAGUUUUGGGGUUCUUCUGUUAGAAAUCGUGACACGAAAACGUCCCACAGAUAUCCUUUUCAGCGAAGGUUCAAGCUUACACCAAUGGGUUAAAAGUCACUACCCAUACAAGCUCGAAACAAUCGUGGAAGACGCCAUUCUAAGGUAUGCGCCCCAUAGCCCUUUCGCAUAUGACAAGAAGAUAUGGAGCCGUGUGAUCGUGGAGUUGAUUGAACUCGGCCUAAUGUGCACACAGUGCUCUCCCUCAACUAGACCAACCAUGCUGGAUGUAGCGCAGGAGAUUGGCCGAUUGAAGCAAUACCUGUCUAGACCUUCAACUCUAAAAGAAGCUUCAACUAAAGUCACAACUUUUUGA